UAGUCCUAGUACAGUGAGAAAAGCCAUGGUCACCUGACCUAAAUUACAUAGUUGUCACCCAAUAUUGAGGUGUCACUUUGUCAUUAGCACAAUGCAGCAUUUGAGUUCCAAGGCUUAUAUAGCAACAAAGGCCACUAAAAAUAUCAAAUCCUGUUUCUCUGGUGGCGGUGAAGAACAAGUGUUCAGAAGUUAUUUGAUCAAUGGCAAUGGAAGUGCAGAAAGAGUAUAUCCAAAGACACUAUGUGCCCUUGAAAGAAGAAAGUAUCAGCCCUCCACUACAAGAUAAAUCUUACUCUGUGAACUACAUACAAGGACCACCACCACUGAUUUCUGACCAACCUAAGACUAUCACAAUGCGAACUGUAGCUCAAUCUAUUCAACCCAGUACUAGCUCACGUCCUGCUAACUAUACAGGGCCUAGUAUGAGCCAGACAAAUAUUCCUGGAGUGUAUUUCGGCUAUCAGAUACAACAAGAAGAAAGACUUCAGCGCAGUCCAGGGAUCAUGCAGCCUACGACUCAGCAGACUCAGCAGCGUAUGGUUAUCAGUCCGACUUUAGAGCCGCCUGUACAGGACGAAAAUACUCAAGAAGAUAUGUACACAUCUACACAAGAAGUUGCGGCUGGUGUUCAAGUUCCACCGCCGUUGGUACCAACUACUACUCCUUCAGCCAACGAAAAACUGGAGCACAGCUAUCUCUCUCAGCAGAUAAUGAAAAGCACAUCAACUCUGCUCAACUUCAUCCAAAUGCAAGUAUUGAGCUCGAUCAAUGGCACCGCAUCUUCGAUUCAAAACGGACAUCUCAAAGAAAAAGAUUUGUUAGAAUGCCCGAUGGCUGUUGACAGCGACGGGUUUAGACCAGUACCAAAUCUGCCCGCAAACGAAAAAACUAAUGAUAAUCAAAAUACAGGUAUAGAGCAUCAACCACUAACAAGUUACGAACGAAACCUUUUCCGAGAUCUCCAAAUCCAAUCAAGACUACCCAAUUCGAAUAAAGUUAGUAGUGUUUCAAUACCACCAUCUUUAAAUUCUACACCCUCUAUGCAAAUGCAACCACAAUACACUGAUACUGAGCCGUAUAUUGAUGGACGAAAAAGGCGACAAAAAAAGACAAGAGAAGAAAAACUGGCUUAUCUUCGACAGUACGCUCGCGAAAGAAGGGCCAGGGAAACUCCAGGACAGAGAGAGGCAAGAUUAGCUGAUUUAAGAGCAAGACAAAGAGCUAGAAAAGCAAAUGAAACAUCUGAUCAAAGAAAACUAAGACUAGAAAAAGACAGAUUGAAAACUGGCCGCUACAGAGCCAAGAAGAAGCAAGAUGAUGACAUGUCUGAUAUGUUUGAAGGAAACUUUGAGGCUGGUUUUACAGAGGCUGAUAUUAUUGAUUUUUGAUUACAUUGUCUGUCUGCCAGCUAAUAAUUGACACUUUUUAAUUAAACCACAUGACUCACA
Halichondria panicea is the source of this 1448-nucleotide messenger RNA. RefSeq lists its product as uncharacterized. The coding region runs from base 201 to 1388 and encodes 395 amino acids. The record is from RefSeq and is a predicted model, not a curated record. The transcript has 2 exons. NCBI's taxonomy places the organism in Eukaryota, Metazoa, Porifera, Demospongiae, Suberitida, Halichondriidae.